Pimephales promelas (fathead minnow) is the source of this 13023-nucleotide messenger RNA. RefSeq names its product cadherin, EGF LAG seven-pass G-type receptor 3 (gene celsr3). The record is from RefSeq and is a predicted model, not a curated record. Lineage: Eukaryota; Metazoa; Chordata; Actinopteri; Cypriniformes; Leuciscidae. Gene Ontology annotation, biological process: cell surface receptor signaling pathway; G protein-coupled receptor signaling pathway; homophilic cell-cell adhesion. Gene Ontology annotation, molecular function: calcium ion binding; G protein-coupled receptor activity. Gene Ontology annotation, cellular component: plasma membrane.
GGAGUGAGGGUAGCACCGGGUUCGCUGUGAGCCAUGUUGGAUGUGAAUGAGAGAUGCUGCGCUCGUGUCGCUGCUAGCCGGAGCUCUACCAAACACCGAGAGUAGAUGCGAGCUUCCCGGGAUCACCGAGCGACCGGGGAGCACGGCGGAAGGAGUCGGGCGGUGGUGGAUGAGCUGGCCACUUAGCCGGCGUUUGGAGAGAAAAAGAAAGAAAGACACUUCGGUUCAGAGUGAGUGGAGAAAGGGGAGAGAGAGAGAGAGAGAGAAAGGAUUUCACCAGACUAAUGGCUGCACUGCUACUGGACUUGGGCUCGCUUUCGCCGCUGUUGUUUCUCCUUAUCCUCAGCUCAUUGUUCACUGUUAUCCCGGGGAGUACAGCAGGGCCGUUCUGCCGCUCUCUGUGCACCCACCCAGCCCCCGGAGACGCUCAAAUCGCCAGCCUGCCCGACGGAACGGUAGCGGGGGCUUUGGCUGGGGGCGAUUGGAAGAUCCACCCUGCACGGACGAUACGGUCGCAUGGACGGGAUUUGCAAUGCUUACGGUCUAGUACAGUGGGAACCUCCUCAAGUCCGUUGAGUACGGAUUACCUGAAUUCUAGUACAUGGGUAUCAGAACCGGCAGCGCACACCGGACGCUGUCAUCCCCAGCCCUUUUGGAGUAACGGUGGCAGCGGAGAGAAGGGCGUUGUUUCUCGUGUUCUCGCCUCUCCGGUUCAGUAUGGCAAAAAAAGGACUAUACAAAGGACUAAAACGCGCUCGCGGCCACAGACGCGCCUCAACACCGGGAGGGUUGUUGUACAAAGCUUGUUGGAUAACUCUAGACCCGCAGACAGCAAAUCCAGGCCUAAGCACUGCCCAUGUCACCUAAAACGGGAGUUUGCCGCUGCCAAGACAUCAACUCGGUCGUUAUUAAAAGCCUAUUCUCAUUCUAAUGUGGUUUCGGACGCCAAUAAAUUGCACAAAGCGACAGCGGACCGUCCCCUUUCAGGCACCCUGAAUGUUAUCGAUCCCACCAGAGAGGACUGGAACGGAUCAGGCUUUGAAAAAACCCGCGGGUGCUCGGAACCGUGCGCGCGGCAGCUCUCUCUGGGGCUUAGAAGCGAAGCAAGCAGCUGUCUCGAGUCACACCGGAUCACAGGUUGUUCGGAAAGGCAUCCAGCCUGGCACAGCAGUAACUGGCACCGGUUCAACAUUUCUCUGGGGCGCUACGCUGUUUGUGAAAGUCAAGCAAGAGAAAAUACUAACACCACAUCUUCAAAUAACAACUCAAAAGUACAAUUUGUGCAUGGAAAGUCUGAUCGGAAUAGUCCAGUGAAGUAUUCUUGUACACGCAAGCGGACUGAUGCUCGGGAUUUAAUGACACAUUCUGACUGGGUCAGAACUGGGACUUGCUUUGAUCACAGAAAGACUCAUUAUAAUAGAUCAACUAGUAUCAGCGCUGCUCCGUCUUAUAUCGGUGAUGUACACAACUCUGACUCAUCUGCUACUGGCACUCCCAGGGGUCAUAAUGCAUCACAUAUCUACCUCUUAAUCGAGCUAAACUUUCCUAAACGUUCUCGUGACUCACACAUCCAUAUGCGAGGCAAUGACACAGAGCGCGCGAGAGAAUAUUCAGCACCCGCUCAGUGGACAGCGCCAGUCUCCGUGCAUUUCUCGAGUGACUUUACUGAAAGUUUGUUGCUGAGGAAUUGGAACAGUAACAAUAACAACAACUGCGCCAAAAAUCGUAAUAAUAACCACUACAACAGCAGCAGGCCUGAUCAAAAUGCAACUGAAACUCAAAAUGUUCCUGGCACCGAAGAGCGCGAUUUUGUUAAAGAGGAAAGCGCACGCUCUCCUUCCCCUUGCUCCGGUGCGCGUGCAGAGUGUGAUGACUUCAGCGCCGACGACAGCUUAAGCGCCGAUGGGGGAGCCACGCGGCCGCAAUUAAAGUCCGGUAAACGGGUGUCAUUACAAGCUGAGGGUGUCAGCCAGCAAGAAGGGCAGCUGGAAGCCGCGGCUGAGUGCGGUAGGAGGGAGGCACAGAUAGAGGGCGGGGUGAAAGAGGAGGGAAGGGGGGAGGGUGGCAGACAGCAUGUAGAGGGAGAAAGGGAGGAAAGCAUAGAGUGGGUGAUUGCAGAAGACACAAAGGAAGAGACAGUGUUAGAAGAGACAAAUUUACUGAGAAAAAAAGAAAAAGGUCAAGGCAAUGGCACCUUUCAGUCCGAAACAGAGAGUGAUGAAAACAAAGGGGGACUGUAUACUGAACAAAAUGAGCUUGCUUAUAGUGUAGAUGGGCUGAGAAACACACAAAAAAAGCAGUACAUUGAGAAACUAAAAGCAGUAGAGAGCGAUGAAGUGCAGAGAGGAGAGGAGCAGGAGUACAACGAUGAGCAGACAGGUAUCCCUCCUGUUGGGCGCUCCCGUAGAGCUGCUAAUCGACAUCCCCAUUUCCCCCAAUAUAACUACCAGGUUCAGGUUGCUGAGAACCAGCCUCCUGGUACCUCAGUCAUAACUAUGACAGCUGAGGACCCUGAUGCUGGUGAGGCAGGCAGACUCAGUUAUAGCAUGGCCCCUUUAAUGAACAGCAGGUCCAUGGAUUACUUCCAAAUCGACCCAAUUACUGGCCUUCUCGCCACCACACACAUUCUGGAUCGUGAACACAUGGACUUGCACUACUUCAGAGUUACAGUCACAGACCACGGCUCACCGCACCUUUCUGGAACAACUAUGGUGACCAUCACCGUGGCUGACCGUAAUGAUCACUCUCCUGUGUUUGAGCAAACAGAGUACCGCGAAACUAUUCGAGAGAAUGUGGAAGAGGGAUAUCCUAUCCUACAGCUACGAGCAACAGAUCUUGACUCACCGACAAAUGCCAAUAUACGCUACAGAUUUAUUGGAGAAAGUGCACCUGUUGCACGCUCUGCUUUUGAGAUUGAUCCACGAUCAGGCUUGAUCACAACACGAGGUAUUGUUGACAGAGAAGCAAAUGAGCGUUAUACAUUGCUGGUGGAAGCAAGCGACCAGGGGAGAGAGCCGGGCCCACGGUCAGCCACUGUUAGCGUCCAUAUCACGGUGUUGGAUGAGAAUGACAAUGUUCCACAGUUCAGUCAAAAGCGGUACGUGGUUGCAGUUAGAGAGGAUGUUCGACCACAUUCCGAAAUCCUCCGAGUCAGUGCUUCGGACCAGGAUAAAGAUGGGAACGCUGCUGUGCACUACAACAUAAUCAGUGGGAACAGCCGAGGACAGUUUGCUAUUGACAGUGUAACUGGAGAAAUCCAGGUGGUUGCACCGCUGGAUUUUGAGACAGAACGUGAGUACACGCUGCGACUGCGGGCUCAGGACAACGGACGCCCCCCUCUCUCCAACAACACUGGAAUUGUGAGUGUGCAGGUCACCGAUGUCAACGAUAAUCCACCCAUCUUUGUAUCCACACCUUUCCAGGCUUCAGUGCUGGAGAGUGCUCCUAUCGGUCACUCCAUUCUCCACAUUCAAGCUAUUGAUACAGAUAAUGGCGACAAUGCACGUCUGGAAUACCGUUUGACGGGGACUGGCACAGAUACACCGUUUGUGAUCAACGCUGCCACUGGUUGGGUCACAGUGAGCUCAGAGCUUGACCGUGAAUCGGUAGAGCACUACUUCUUCGGGGUUGAGGCUCGAGAUUAUGGCGCCCCACCUCUUUCCGCCACAGCAAGUGUUACGAUCACAGUAAUAGAUGUUAAUGACAACCGCCCAGAAUUUCUACAAAAAGAGUAUUACGUUAGACUAAAUGAAGACGCAACUGUUGGAACAAGUGUGGUCAGCGUAACCGCAGUUGACCGUGAUGUGAAUAGCGCCGUCACAUAUCAAAUCACUGGUGGAAACACACGUAACCGCUUUGCCAUUAGCACAGCCAGUGGCGGAGGACUUGUCUCCCUAGCACUGCCGUUGGACUACAAACAGGAGCGUCGUUACGUGCUAACAGUCACUGCUUCUGACAGAACUCUCCACGACACCUGUCAGGUGCACGUCAACAUCACAGAUGCCAAUACACACCGGCCCGUGUUCCAGAGCGCUCAUUAUUCAGUAAGUGUGAAUGAGGACCGGCCUCCUGGCAGCACCGUGGUGGUCAUAAGUGCCACAGAUGAUGAUGUUGGAGAAAACGCACGUAUCACUUACUACCUGGAGGACAAUAUUCCACAGUUUCGUAUCGACCCUGCAUCCGGAGCGAUCACACUUCAAGCCGAACUAGACUACGAAGACCAGAUGACUUACACUCUUGCCAUCACUGCUCGGGACAACGGAAUCCCACAGAAAUCUGACACUACAUAUGUGGAGGUCAACGUUAAUGAUGUAAAUGACAACGCACCUCAGUUCCUGAGCCCCAGGUAUCAGGGUGGAGUCAGUGAGGAUGCUCCACCUUUCACUAGUGUUCUGCAGAUCUCUGCUACUGACCGUGAUGCUCAUGCCAAUGGCCGUGUCCAGUAUACAUUCCAAAAUGGAGAGGAUGGUGAUGGGGAUUUCACUAUUGAACCAACCUCUGGGAUAGUCCGAACCGUCAGGAGGCUCGACCGUGAAAGUGUUCCCUUCUACGAGCUGACUGCAUUUGCCGUGGAUCGCGGUGUUCCACCUCAGCGUACGCCUGUACAUAUUCAAGUCAGUGUUAUGGAUGUCAACGACAAUGCUCCUGUGUUCCCCGCUGACGAUUUUGAGCUUCUAGUCAAGGAGAAUAGCGCCGUUGGGUCCGUCGUAGCUCAAAUUACAGCAACUGAUCCAGAUGAGGGCCAGAACGCUCAGAUUAUGUAUCAGAUUGUAGAAGGCAAUAUUCCAGAAAUCUUCCAGAUGGACAUUUUUUCAGGAGAACUCACCUCCCUGAUUGACCUUGACUAUGAAACACGGAACGAAUAUGUAAUCGUUGUCCAGGCCACGUCAGCGCCACUAGUCAGUCGUGCCACUGUGCGCAUUCGACUGGUUGACCAAAAUGAUAAUGGGCCUCAAAUGCAAGACUUUCAAAUCAUCUUUAACAACUUUGUAUCCAAUCGAUCCAACACCUUCCCAAGUGGGGUUAUUGGACAAGUUCCUGCCCACGACCCAGUUUCAGAUCGUCUCUACUACACUAUAGAUCGUGGAAAUGAGCUGCACCUGCUGCUGUUGAACCACACAAGUGGGGAGAUCCGCCUAAGCCGGAAACUGGACAACAACCGACCAUUGGUGGCCCCGAUGCUCAUCACUGUCACUGAUGGCAUUCACAGCGUCAGCGCUCAGUGUGUGUUGCGGGUUCUCAUCAUUACGGAGGAGAUGCUCAGCAGCAGCAUCACUGUGCGACUGCAGAACAUGUCCCAGGAGCACUUCCUGUCUCCGCUGCUCACUCACUUCCUGGAAGGGGUGUCAGCAGUGCUUUCAGUCUCUCCUUAUGAUGUGUUUGUGUUUAACGUGCAGCCGGAUGCAGAUGCAGGAAAGGUGCUCAAUGUUAGUUUCUCCGCGGCAAUGCCGGGAGGGCAGUUUUUCCCAUCAGAGGCUCUGGAGGAGCAGCUGUACCUCAACAGACCUAGACUUAACACCCUUGCACAUAUGGAGGUUCUCCCGUUUGAUGAUAACGUGUGCUUGCGUGAGCCAUGUCAGAACUACAUGAAGUGUAUUAGCGUCCUCCGCUUCAACAGCUCCGCUCCCUUUAUCGCCUCCAAUUCCACGCUGUUCCGGCCCAUCCAUCCCAUCACAGGCCUGCGUUGCCGCUGCCCAGCCGGAUUUACCGGAGAUUACUGUGAGAUUGAAAUAAACCUGUGUUACUCAAACCCCUGCAUGAAUGGAGGAGUGUGCGCUCGCAGAGAGGGAGGCUACACCUGCAUCUGCCGAGAGGAUUACACAGGCGAACGUUGUGAGUUUGACCGGCGUGGUGGACGAUGUGUGGCAGGCAUUUGUCGUAACGGUGGUACGUGUCGUGAGCUCUCCGGAGGGGGAUUCAGGUGUGAGUGUCCUGCGGGAGGUUAUGAGAAGCCCUACUGCUCUGUCACCACCAGAUCCUUUCUGCCAAAAUCAUUCAUGAUGUUCAGGGGGCUCCGUCAACGAUUCCACCUCUCCAUCUCUCUCUCGUUUGCCACAUUGGAAAGUAAUGGUUUGCUCUUCUACAAUGGCCGGUUUAAUGAGAAGCACGACUUCCUUGCUUUGGAGAUACUGGAUGGACAAAUGGUUCUUAAAUACUCCACAGGCGAGUCGUCUACUCUGGUGAGUCCGUUCCUUCCUGGUGGAGUGAGUGAUGGCAACUGGCACACCGUUCACAUCCAUUACUACAACAAGCCAAAGCGAAGUGUUAGCGGUGAGGUUCAGGGUCCAUCUGAUGAGAAGGUCGCUGUCUUGAGUGUAGAUGACUGUGAUACGGCCGUUUCUCUAAGGUUUGGCACUCAGCUCGGCAACUACAGCUGUGCUGCACAGGGGAGACAGACCAGCAGCAAGAAGUCUUUGGAUCUGACUGGCCCGUUGUUUUUGGGUGGAGUUCCUAACCUGCCUGAGAAUUUCCCGUUUGGCACAAGAGAAUUUAUUGGCUGCAUGAAAGACCUGCACAUUGAUAACAGACCAGUGGACAUGGCAGGAUUCAUCGCUAAUAAUGGCACUGUACCUGGCUGCAGCGCCAAAUUGCCUUUCUGUAAAUCAAACCCGUGCCAGAAUGGCGGCACAUGUCGGGUGAGCUGGGAGACGUAUUCCUGUGACUGCCCUGUUGGAUUUGGAGGGAAGGACUGCAGCUUAGUCAUGUCCCACCCCCAUCGUUUCCUUGGAAGCAGUGCACUGUGGUGGGACCUGAAGAAUGAAGUCACCAUCACCACACCCUGGUACAUGGGCCUGGUGUUCCGCACCAGAUCAAAAGAGGGAGUUCUCCUGCAGGCUCAAGCUGGACAGUACACCAACUUGAUUUUUCAGGUGGUUUCUGGUCAAUUGGUGUUUUCUGUGGCACGGGGUUCGACUCGGCCGGUCAGAUUGAGACUGGAUCAGGUUCAGGUGUGUGAUGGACACUGGCAUGACCUACAGCUCGAGCUCCGUGAUGUCAGGAGUGGCAGAGAAACUCGAUAUAUUGCUACAGUACGACUGGACUUUGGACUGUAUCAGGGAACAGUCAUUGUUGGGAAUGAGAUUAAUGGUGUAAAGGUGAAGCACCUGCAUGUGGGUGGAGUUUUAGGGUCAGGAGAGGUGCAAAAUGGGAUACGUGGCUGUAUUCAGGGUGUGCGUCUGGGGGUGCGUCCUGAUUCCCCUGCAUUACCCCGCCCUUCCAGAACCAUCAAAGUGGAGACUGGCUGUAAUGUUGGAAACCCAUGUAGCACAUCCCCUUGUCCUGCCCACAGCCAAUGUACGGACGAAUGGGAUCGACACAACUGUAUUUGUGAACCAGGAUUCUAUGGUAAAAGUUGUAUGGAUGCAUGUCAGCUGAACCCAUGUGAGAAUCAAGCAAAGUGUCACAGGAAGCCCAGCUCCUCUCAUGGAUAUAUCUGUGACUGUGAGGACAGUCACUACGGACAGUACUGCCAACACAGGAUCGAGCAGCAGUGUCCUCGUGGAUGGUGGGGCAGCCCGACAUGUGGACCCUGCCACUGUGAAGCAAGUAAAGGCUUUGACACAGACUGCAAUAAGACCACUGGACACUGCCACUGCAAGGAGUUUCAUUACCGACGGCGGGGCAGUGACGUCUGCCUGCCAUGUGACUGCUACCCAGUGGGCUCCUUUUCUAGGUCGUGUGACCCCGAGAGCGGCCAGUGCCAGUGCCGACCCGGCGUGAUUGGCCGACAGUGCAACACGUGUGACAAUCCGUUUGCUGAGGUCACACAGACAGGCUGUGAAGUGAUCUAUGAUGGUUGUCCUAAGACCAUAACAUCAGCAAUCUGGUGGCCCAGAACAAAGUUCAACCUGCCUGCUGCUGUCCCUUGUCCCAAAGGAUCAGUUGGAACUGCAAUCCGGCACUGUGAUGGAGAGAGAGGAUGGCUGGACCCUGAUCUGUACAACUGCACCUCUCCUCCUUUUGUGGAGCUAAACACAGCUCUGGAGGCCUUAGAGAGAAAUGAGACAGAACUCAGCACCAUCAUUGAGAAGAAACUGGCCCAUCAGCUUCGUGAUGUCACAGAGGCAACAACCCGUCUCUAUGGAAAUGACCUUCAGAUAGCCGAGCGGCUGCUGUCUCGCCUCUUAACCUUUGAAAGCCUCCAGUCAGGCUUUGGGUUAACAGCCACUCAGGAUGCACAUUUCAAUGAGAAUGUGUUACGGGGCUGUAGUGUUUUGUUGGGUCCGGGCAGCGCUGCUUUGUGGAGAGGUCAAAGUUCAGGUCAGAGCGGAGCGGCGGGAUUGGCUGAUCUGUUGGAGCAGUACUCCCGCAUACUAGCCCAGAACAUGAAACAGACCUACCUCAAUCCUGUCGCACUCGUCGCCUCAAACAUCGUCAUGACUCUGGAUCGUGUUGACAACCACACACAUGUGCGGCGGCGUUUUCCACGGUAUCACAGUACUCUGUUCCGAGGUCAAGCGCUUUGGGAUGCUCACACACAUGUUGUGCUGCCCCCUACUGCACUAGUGCCACAACGCAACAUCUUUUCAGCUCCAUCUCCUGCUGGCCCUGUAAACCUGUUGGCCAAUCAGACGCUAGAUGCGACGGUACCCCGCCGUUCUUUGUCCCUACAAGAGGCGCCUGUCUCUAUUGUCAUCCUCCUCAUCUAUCGAAGCCUGGGUGCCGCACUUCCUCCUAAAUACCACACAGACCGUCGCGGCGUCAGGUUACCCAGACACCCUGUGUUGAACUCGCCUGUGGUGAGUGUGUCUGUGUAUAAUAACCAGACCUUCGUGGAGGGUUUUCUGGACACUCCGGUCUUGCUGGAGUUUCGUCUUCUAGAGACCAGCAACCGCAGCAAACCGCUGUGUGUGCAGUGGAAUCACAGCAGCUCUGUAUUAACAGGAGGCUGCUGGACUGUGAGGGACUGUAGUGUGGUCUAUAGGAACAUGUCACAUGUUCGCUGCCAGUGCCACAGACUGGGAACCUUUGGAGUCCUUAUGGACAGCUCACAGAGAGAGCAGUUAGAGGGUGACCUGGAGACCCUCGCCAUAGUAACGUACUCCUCGCUCUCAGUUUCCAUGGCGGCAUUGUUGCUAACAGUCGUGGUUUUAUCGUGCCUGAGGGGACUAAAAUCAAACACACGCAGCAUUCAUUCCAACAUGGCUGCCGCUACUCUACUUUCCCACUUCACAUACCUGCUGGGCAUCAACCAGACGGAACAACAGUUCCUGUGCACAGUGGUUGCAAUUCUGCUCCAUUACUUCUUCAUGUCAACGUUUGCGUGGCUGUUUGUGGAAGCUCUGCAUAUUUACCGCAUGCAGACAGAAGUGAGAAACAUCAACUAUGGAGCCAUGAGAUUCUACUAUGCUAUUGGCUGGGGAGUCCCUGCUAUCAUUACAGGGCUGGCAGUCGGGUUGGAUCCAGAGGGGUACGGAAACCCAGAUUUCUGCUGGAUCUCCAUGUACGAUAAGCUCAUGUGGAGCUUUGCGGGACCAGUUAGCGUCGUCAUACUGAUGAAUGGUGGGAUGUUCUUAAUGGUCCUGCGUAUGACAUGCAACCCCACUCAGAAGGAGAUAAAAAAGCUGCCCGUGAUUUCUACUAUCCGCAGUGCCUUCCUCCUGUUAUUGUUGAGUUCUUGUGUUUGGUUGUUUGGUCUUAUGGCUGUUAAUAACAGUGUCCUGGUGUUCCACUACCUGUUCAUUGUCCUCUGUUGCGUACAGGGUUUAGCAGUUCUGUUGGUUUUUACUCUCCUGAACUCAGAGGUGCAGGAGGCCUGGAAACUGGCCUGUCUGGGCAAGAAAAGCCCCAGUGAAGAUCCUCAAAGACCUCCACAGAUUACCGGCCAAAACCCGUUCAACAGCGCCUCCUUGCUGGAACAGAGCGGAUUACAUCGGAUCACACUCGGAACUUCAACGAUCUCAUCAGUCAGCAGUGCAAGGGAGAAUCUCUUGGCACGGCAGACUCUAGAACACAAUCUAGCUCACACAGGGGCCACUGACCUGGACGUUGCAAUGUUCCACCGCAACGGAGGUGAAGACUCAGACUCAGAUUCUGAUCUCUCACUGGAGGAGGAGAGGAGUUUGUCCAUCCCGUCAUCGGAGAGCGAGGACAAUGUGCGCCUGCGUGGACGGAUCCAGCGACGCUUCAAACGGACUGGUCAUAGUGAACGUUUACUCACAGAGCCCUCCCACAACGGUGGAAAAGAUCUGGAUGGCAAUGACCUGCUCUCCUAUUGGCCAGCGCUGGAAGGCUGUGAGGCGCACUCUCUGCAGAAAUGGGGCUCAGAGCGCCGCCUAGGGGGCGACUACAGCAAGGACGCAGCUAAUAACAACCAGCCAGAUGCAGCGCUGACCAGCGGAGAUGAGAAUGGGCUCACACACAGACACCGCAAAGGAAUCCUGAAGAAUCGUCUGGGCUGCCCUCCUGCCCUGCAGGGCCUGUCUGCCGUGGGUCGCGCUCCCAGCGAGAUGUCUUGGUACAGAACCUCCACGUUGGGUCACAGAGGCGUCCCAGCUGCCUCCUACGGUCGUAUGUACUCCGGUACUGGCUCGCUGUCCCAACCCGCUUCCCGAUACUCUUCCCGCGAACACUUGGAUUCACUUGCACGACGACAGCGUUCCCGUGAAAACCUCGACCUGUUGCCGCGACGACGCGAACUUGGUGCUGAACACCUGGGUGGGUCCAGAGAGAGGCUGGGCCCUGUCCACAGUUUCCAUGCCUCCAGGGAGGAUCUGGUAGGCAGGGGUGGUAUGGUGGGUUUCAUGGGGGCAGAGGGUUCAUUGAGUGGCUCGAGAACACAGCUCAACACUCUAACGAGGCAACAGGCCUCUCGGGAGCACCUCGGAGGGGCUCUCAUGAGCAGUCGGUCACGAGAGCAGUUGGAGUCUAGCGGUGGAGCGCAGCCCUGCAGGGAGUGGCUGAGAACCCUGCCGCCCCGACAGCUCUCACACCCCGAACCGCACCCACCCUCCUCACCCCCUCCACCGAUCACAGAGGAACCCCAAGAAACCCUGCCCUCGCGCCGUGGUCGCCUAGACUCCGCCCCAUCAUGUAGGUACCCGUCAUCUGCAGCUGCACCCGGAGCCCCAUCCAGUCGUCCACCCUCUAGUGAACACCUGGAUAUCCUCUCCUCCAUACUCGCCUCCUUCAGCUCCUCUGUCUUAACCCCGCCCCCUAACCCUGCCUCAGCUGGCCCUUCCCCUUCCCCGCCUCCUCUCUCUGCAACCUCUCAGAGCGUCUCUGAAGUGUCACCUGACUCUGAAGUUAACAGAAGUGACGGACAAUCUUGAUGAUUCCUUCACAGUCCCAUAAUGCACCUAUGCAGAUGGGCUCAAGAGAAUCACAGGACAUAGCCAGCCGGAGCGAUCAGGACUCCCACUUCACCCUGGAAAGUGUUCAGGGCAUGAGAGUGAAGUUGUUCAUCAAGGGCUUGAGAUAUCACCCUCCUCAGAACAGACAGGAAAUCAAACCAAAGAAGGUGAUGAUUUCCAUGAUUUUCAUUUGUCCAAUCUGCAAACCUCAAAUUUCAGACCAACAGCUGAGAGGACUGGUCAGAGAGAAAGAGAGAGAGAGAAACAAAACUGUACAGAACAUUUUUAUACUUUUGUAUCUUUUUCAUCAAAGAACAAAGAAGAAAAUCUCUAGUGAUGUUUUUGAUGAUUGUGUGGAUAUAUGUUUAAAUGGGUAGGAUCGAAAAAACAUUUUCAAACCCAUUCCGAGCCAAAACAGCCCCAAACAUUCCCACUCCAAUCUUUAUAUUCCAACAUGUGUUUAUGCAAACAAGCCACGCCCACUGAUAAACUGGAAGAGAGUCUACGAAGAAAAAGAUUGGUCCAUGUAAAUGUGGAAGAUAUUGGCCCAAACAUGGGAUUGGUGGGAGACUCCAGAGACAGUGAUUGUAAUCUUUAGAAUUAUGAAUCAGAAGAUAUGAUUGGACCGUAAUGAUUGUCAAUCAAGAGAUUGUUUUCAGAAGGGUGACUUGAUUGGACGAUUUUAGGUUUCUCUAAACACAUUUCUUUAACAAACUCCAACAAACUUGUAUGAGAUGCCUAACCAAUUUCUGAAGUAUUUUUGGCCAAACUGCUCUGCAUUUGUUGAAGUUUGUUGCAGCUGUGUGAAGAGACCUUUAUUUAGUUGUGUUAUUAGCCUGCAAGCAUAUUCAAGACUAUAUUCAUAAAACCUUGUUCAUAUCCAGACUUAUCAUAAUUCAAAUACUGCUUAGUGACUCAAAAUUACUCAAAAAUCCCAAAUCAGCGAUUGAGAAACUGUUUAAUCCAUCUACUGUAUGGUUUCUAACUAAAAUAGCUAAAUAUUGGUCACUGUUAAGUAUUGAAUAUACAGUACUUCAGAGAAAGGAACAUUGUGAUAUGAGUUAAAAACAGUCGGUUAUGGUAAGAUCAUCUAAAAAUAUCAGGCUCCUGUUAAAAAGGGAAAUCAUGCUUCAUCAUAUGACUUUAUUUCUUUAGUCAUAUAGUAUUACCAUGAGUUUUGCCAAAAAGAGUGCCCCGUCAACCCUUUUAUACCUCUUACCUGUCAUAAAGUGCUCCAGUACUUUUUCUAAUCAUGAUUUUAUAUUUUAUUUAUGACUGCAUAACUUUAUCUUGUACAGACAUUAAAUUAAUUUAUUUUAUUUAUUAAUAUUUAUUGAAAUUAAUUUAUCUACCAUAAUCAUCGCCGGAGUGUUUCUAAAGAAGUGUGUGUGGGAGUUAUGUUUUUUAUAAGAGCGAGAUUUCAUCCGUUUCAAAUGUUUUAUGUGUGAAUUUUUUGUAUAUGUUCUGUCUAAUAUGUCCCCCUCCUCUUCUGUUCACAAUGCUUUCUGGGAAAAGAAAUGUCCUCUGUCCAUCAGAGAGAGAGAGAGAGAGAGCAGUGGAAGACAAUGACUGGGUGGAAGAGAGAAAAGGGGAAUGUAUAAUGGCUCAACAUGUUUAUUACAGGACAUGUUGUAUUGCUUUUACUGAUGGGGGGUUAUCAGAAAAAAAAAAUCUGCUACCAAUGGGAGUUGAAAACGAGACCCGAUGGGCGUCAAUAAAAGAGUUAACACUA